This is a messenger RNA of Mesocricetus auratus (golden hamster), 2245 nucleotides long. Its product is annotated as periphilin-1-like. Gene Ontology annotation, biological process: negative regulation of DNA-templated transcription; protein localization to heterochromatin; negative regulation of gene expression, epigenetic. The coding region runs from base 346 to 1821 and encodes 491 amino acids. NCBI's taxonomy places the organism in Eukaryota, Metazoa, Chordata, Mammalia, Rodentia, Cricetidae. The record is from RefSeq and is a predicted model, not a curated record. Gene Ontology annotation, cellular component: nucleoplasm. The transcript is spliced from 2 exons.
CUCUAUGGUCGAGGGAGCCGCGCACGGUCGGCCCGCAGGCCUAGGUUAUUUCCGGAAGCGAAGUGGGACGCUUUCCCUCAGCUUCCGCAGGGCUCCUGGCGGGUGGCGGUGACCGAGUGGGUCCCGGGACUAGUGGCGAGCACAAACCAACCAGACCUCUAACUCCUCCUGUGGCAGCCUGCGUGCCAGCAUCCUGGAACCUGGAGCCAUCAAUUCAUACUGAAGCCCAUGUCUGCUAGAGUUCAGCCUAUCUAGAGUGCAGGUGAAAUUUGAGGCCAGUGACUCAGUGUUCAUUAAAGGACUGCUAGGACUAUCUUGGUGAACUUGUGGCCAGCCCAACCAUCCAUGCUUCACAUCCCUGUUAUCCUUGGUCACCGUCCAAGACCAGUAUACAGAGGAAACAAGAUGUGGUCUAAUGGACCGUAUGACCAAGUACCUCCUCAGAAUGCCCACAGUGCUGAAUCUGGCCUGAUGAUAACAAGAGAUGGUCUUUCUGCAAGCCAGAAUGCCCACAGUGAUGAAUCUGGCCUGAUGAUAACAAGAGAUGGUCUUUCUGCAAGCCAGAAUGCCCACAAUGAUGAAUCCGACCUGAGGAUAACAAGAGAUGAUCUUUCUGCAAGCCAGAGUGCCCACAGUGCUGAAUCUGACCUGAAGAUAACAGGAGAUGAUCUUUCUGCAAGCCAGAGUGCCCACAGUGAUGGAUCUGACCUAAAGAUAACAAAAGAUGGUCUUUCUGCAAGCCAGAAUGCCCACAGUGAGGAAUCUGACCUGAAGAUAACAAGAGAUGAUCUUUCUGCAAGCCAGAAUGCCCACAAUGAUGAAUCCGACCUGAGGAUAACAAGAGAUGAUCUUUCUGCAAGCCAGAAUGCCCACAGUGCUGAAUCCGACCUGAGGAUAACAAGAGAUGAUCUUUCUGCAAGCCAGAGUGCCCACAGUGAUGGAUCUGACCUAAAGAUAACAAAAGAUGGUCUUUCUGCAAGCCUGAAUGCCCACAGUGAGGAAUCUGACCUGAAGAUAACAAAAGAUGGUCUUUCUGCAAGCCGACAGCGUGAGUACAGGGAUAUGAAAAAUGAUCUUAGAAGAAAAUCUUCUUCUUCUUCCCAUUAUUCAAGACAGAGGUCUCCCCAUAAUGGGGCUCCUCGUGUUUUCAAAAAAUCAAGUAUAGGUCAGAAAAACUCCCCGCAUAGCGGAUCUGGGUUCAGUGGAGGGCACUCCCCAAAACGAAGCCGACGACGUUCUUCCCCUUUGUCAGAGCUUAGGCAGUCCAGGCAGGCUCAUGCCCCCUACAGAAGGCACAGAGAAGAAAAGCUAGAAGGAGAUCAGAAGAGACUUGGCCAGUCUUUGAAAACAUUAAGAGACACACACCCAUCAAGUUCUUCAACUGUUCCUUCAUCAGAAGUUUUAAGCAAACUCAGCAAGUUCAAUGAGAAGGGACUUCCUGAAGUUCCCAGCAGGCAGGCAGUAGAAAAACCCAAGGUGGCAGAUGAAAGUGGCUUACCUAAAAUUUCUGAGUUUAAAGUUGGACUCACAGAACCAUUACUUCAGCCACAGCAACCUGAGCCAAACAGAACACAAGACACAGAAUUAGUUGAUGACCAACUAACUAAUCGCCUUAAAGCAAUAGCAUCAAAAACCAAGGAAAUUGAACAAGCAUACCACCAAGACUGUGAAACCUUCGGGAUGGUGGUGAAAAUGCUGGUUGACAAAGAUCCUUCAUUAGAAAAGUCCAUUCAGUUUGCACUUAGGCAGAGUUUGCAUGAAAUAAGUGAGCGGUGUGUGAAAGAGCUCAGGCAGUUCAUUGCAGAGUAUGAUGCUUCUUAAGAAUUGGUUCUCUGGCACAAAAGUGGACCUUGAUUGUUAUUCCAGAAUUACAUAAAUAUUUCAAAUAUGGAAUGUUUGUGAUGAAAGGAAAUACUUCAGUGUUAAGUAAAAUCUAAAAUGGUCACUUUAAAAUAGUCUAUUCAGAAUUCUAUUCCACCUAUAGAGCCUUCUAAUUCAUACACACAGCAAGUUCAGUGUGUGUCUUAGCCUGCUGGGGAGCAGCUUUCUGCUCUUACUCAUGUUGUGUAGUCUUCCAAGUACAAGAAUGUGUGGCCCAAGUGUACUUUAUAGUUAGAGAUUGAACUUCAUCGUAAAUGAUAGUAUGUAAAAAAUGUUAGCAUUUUGAGUUGUGGUUAUUAUUGGCUUUUUCUUAGGCUUUGUUUCUUGUAUUAAAAGUAUCCUACAUUAAAGUUUAUUACCUUAA